Messenger RNA from Solenopsis invicta (red fire ant), 3227 nucleotides. RefSeq lists its product as uncharacterized. Lineage: Eukaryota; Metazoa; Arthropoda; Insecta; Hymenoptera; Formicidae. The record is from RefSeq and is a predicted model, not a curated record. The coding region runs from base 289 to 2322 and encodes 677 amino acids. The transcript is spliced from 2 exons.
UGGAUGCUGCGUUAGCGAUCAUGAAUGUAUCGUAGUGUUAGUAAAUUAUGUUUUGACAGCCGGCCGAUGUAACCUCAGUUUUAAUUAGUGAAAUCUCGGAGUGCCGUUCGGAACGUGGUACUGAACAGACGUGUUGCGAUAGCUCUCUCUAUAACCUAGCUGUGUCAGUAAGGCGUAGUGAGGCGUAGUGGGGCGAAGGCGGCGAGUGGUGAUAAACUGAGUUGCUAAUUAAAGAAAAAUUUAAAAUAAAAUAAAAUAGUAAAAUCUGCAUAGAACAAAAAGUGCACCAUGACAAGUGUUCCCCCGACCGGACGGGGGAGCAGAUUCAAUCCGUAUCUUAAGGAUGACCUCAAGGAAAUUGGAAAAGGAAAGAGACUAAAAGGAUCUGCAACCAAGGAGCCGGGUACGAGCGAUAUCGUGUUGGAGACGGCAGUGGAUCUAACAUCGGAAGAAGAUGAGAGUAACAACAUGGAGAAGGAAAGGAGUAACAAAGAGACAGAUCUAGUUUUAGGAAUAGAUAAGACAUCAGAUAGAGAAAUUAGUGAUAUAGGUAUUCCGAUAACGGCUAUGGAAAGCUUCGUCCAAUCGAGCGACAAAGAGCAGGUAGGGGAAGAAAGAUACAAAGAGGUACACACACGUAUGGAAUGUGAUGAUACGGUAGGUUCACAACAAACAGAGGAUAGGUCAAAUAAUAAAAACAGCGGUAAAUCAGAUAAACAGGAUACAAUUUCGUAUAAUAUAGAGUCAGCUAGUACAACCGGUAUUAAUAUAAAUCAGGAAAAAUAUGUAGUAGUUGAUGGGAAUUUAAAACCUAUGAAUGAUAUCAAUAAGACUGAAUAUGAAAAACUGAUUAAAGCUUUGAGUAAUAGAAUUGAUAAAACAAUUAAAGGUGAAUGUAAAAUUAAAUGCAAAAUCGAAAAAGAAUAUUGUACCCCGAGCAGGGGAAAAAACUGUGUUAAAAUAUCUUUAUGGUGCAACCAGAAUCGGGUUUGUCCAACUAGUAUAAAUAUGAUUAAAUACAAUAUUGCUAUACUUACCUUUAAAACUGCGAGCGAGGCUAAUGCUUGUUUAGACAGGAUUGAUAACCUCUCUAAUAAAUGGAUCCUGGGAUUUAUUGACUUUUCAGAUUUAUUUUACAGGGGUGUAAUUACUGAUUGGCCUUAUGAGAUUUCGGAACUAUGGGAGAAUAUUGUUGACAAACAAGAAAUUUUCAAAAUUGAGAAGAUGAAGAAGAGGGUUUGGGACAGCGACAGCAAGAAACACUUGUGGAAAUUCACUGAUAAUUUACUUGUCACAAUGAAGUAUAAAGGUAACACUGGCAGGAUAAGGGAUAGUAUAACAAUUUAUGACAGACUGCACAUAGGUCUAAAACUAAGACCCUACGUGGAACCAGUCAGGCAAUGUUUCAAUUGUUUCCAGUUUGGACACUUUAAGGCCUUUUGCAGAAACAAAACGAAAUGUAUUACAUGCGGAGACAAUAGGCACGGAGAUUGCCAUAAAUCAACAGUUUGUAGCAACUGUGAAGGAGAUCAUAGACCGACUUACAAAAAAGCUGCAAGGAUGAUUACAGAUAGCUGUACAGAUAGUAAAACUAUAACAUACGAUAGAUAUACGAAUCCUGCCGCGUGGCCCAGCAUGGUUGACAGUAGCAUGAAUAAAGGGACGGAAGUUAAGAUUUACGAUAGAGCAUCAUCAUCAACCGAAAAUACUUUCCCUGUUAAAUGGUCCAAUACUGUGCGCCAAAAUAUAGGAAAUGUGAGAGAGAUAAAGAAGGAUGGACAUUCACGGAAGGAAUACAAUAGGAACAACAGCACAACGCCAAGUUUUCAAGAAACACAAAGACAGAUUAGAAUAGAUAAAGAAAAGAUUGAAGGGCAAAAACGUAGACAAGAAUAUGUGAAUUAUUAUAAACAAUUCAAAAAUAACACAGUAGAGAUCAGUAAAGAAAAAAGAGGGAUAGCCCUUGGUCGGAUGAACGAAAUCGAGACAAGAAAAGAGAAUAAUAGUGGUUAUGAUAAUGAAGAAACUACGAGUGUCUGGUCUUCUAACUUUGACUGGUCUCUACAAAUUGCCAGAGACAAAUGUUUAGUAUCUCAUGAAUUUCGUAAGGAUUUCUUAGAACUUUUAAAAAAAUAUAGCACUAAUUCACCACCGGAGGGAGAUGACUACGAAGAAGAUCAAACUUACUUAGUGAAUAAAAUGAGUAAGGACUUGGAUAGAUGCCAUGAGGAUUUAGAGAGAGCAAAAAGAAUAAGCAUGGACGCCAGAAGAGGAUUUCGGAUGCGACAGAGUGAGAGGGAGUCAAAUUGGUCUGAUCUGUGAUGGCGACUAUACUUUUAUGGAAUGCAGGGGGUAUUAACAACAAAAAAGCAGAGUUGAUGAAAAAUGCGUUAAAUUACGACAUUGUUGUAAUUACUGAAACGAAGCUUAGUCGUAAUAAGCCUUUGUAUAUUUCAGGUUUUAAAACCUAUAAAAACAAUAACGAAAAUAAUAGUGGAGGAGUGGCAAUACUUAUAAAAAAUGAUAUUGAGUUUAAAACAAUUGAAGAUUGGAAUAUUAGAUCUGAUAAUAUUGAGGAAAUCGGUAUUAAAACGCAAGGUACUACCAGGAACUAUAACCUUAUUGCGGUUUAUAGAAAACCAUAUGGAGUGGAAUCAAUAACUGCUUGGAGCGACUUACUCAGGUUUAAGGGAGUAGAUGAGGACUCCAUCAUAGUAGGUGAUUUCAACGCACACAACAACGCAUGGAAUUGUAUCAAUACCGAUAAGAACGGGGAAAGAUUAUAUUCGACUAUGUUUCAACGGGAUUACAUUAACAUCAACGAUGAUACUAAAACCAGGAUAAACUAUUAUGGUCAGGUUGCAUCAAAUCUAGAUUUAAUUUUUACAAACAGGAAUUUAGCGGACAAAAUUAACUACCAACAACUUCCAGAUGCUUGGGGAUCGGAUCAUUACCCGGUGGAUAUUUAUAUGGAUGUAAGAUGUCUUCCUUAUAGGAAACCUUCUAAUAGAAUAACUAACAAAAAUACUAACUGGAUACUUUAUCGUGAUAAAAUAGAGACAGAAAUAACGAAAUCUCAAGAAAAUAUUAAUAACCUAUUAGAAAACAAAAGCCUGCAAGAAUUAUAUUCUUGGUUCAUUAAACUCAUGAAGAGAUAUGCACUGAUUGCAUCUGACAAGGAUCCAGACAAAAUUAAUAUGACCAGAGAGAGAAAGAUAAAUAGUAAA